Messenger RNA from Amorphotheca resinae ATCC 22711, 8411 nucleotides. RefSeq lists its product as hypothetical. The coding region runs from base 316 to 8100 and encodes 2594 amino acids. Gene Ontology annotation, biological process: regulation of GTPase activity. Lineage: Eukaryota; Fungi; Ascomycota; Leotiomycetes; Helotiales; Amorphothecaceae. The record is from RefSeq and is a predicted model, not a curated record. The transcript is spliced from 15 exons.
UUCAGGUACGAAGGAAGCCAGAUCCCCUGACAGCUACCCAAACCUUUCCUCAGAUGCUGAAUUCCUAUAGCAUACAGCUUCCACCAUUUCGCUGUAUCUAAGCGGUUCACGACGGCCUUCGAGCAUCCUAUUAUUUGAGCAAUUGACUGAGCUCUUCCGCAAUCGAGGGGCUAUGUCCGUAAUCCGUUCGCAGCACUCAGCAUAUCCUCUUUGGCGCAGGCAAGGUCGACGAUAAAUCCAUGUGCUCGCAAGGACAUCUGAAUGUCUGGCAUCCACUGAGGGGAUUGGCGUACCGGAUAUCAACGUCACUCAGCCAUGAACGGGGACUCGAGUCUUGUUGUAACUCUGGUGGACAGGUUAACAACAAGGCUACCCCAUCGCACCGGCUCCCCAUCCAACGAUUUCAACCGCGAUGAGGUUGUUGUGCUUACUCGGGCGACGAUAGUGGGUGUUAGUACGUCCUGCAUUGGGCUCGUUGUCGAAACAUUGGUGCAGUUACUCGAGGAACUUUCCAGGCCGUAUAAAGGGAUUCAAAGCCAUCCGCUGCAUAUUCUCUAUUCCGAAUUGUAUGUGCUGGAGCUUUUGGCUGAAUGUUGUUCAACGCAUUGGGCGAGCGUGAACACGUCCCCACGUUCCACAGAGGAUGCCCAUGUUUCUGAUUCGGACAGCUCGGAUUCUGAAGAUGGCUCGAAGGCUAUACCUCCUCCUAAAAACGGAUCUGACCGUUCCGGGAGGGCACUGCCGAAUAAACUUGUCGCACGGGAUGUGCCCCCGGAAGCCCUGGACGACAAGCUGGUCAGAAGGUUGCUAGAAGCUGUCAAGCUAUUUCUGGGACCUCUCUCUGAUAACUAUGUACUUCCUACAACUCACAUUCUGGAUGACGUGUUCAAAGUUGUCGGUCCAGCCGACAGCCCCCCUUUACCGGAAAGCACAGCGGCUGUAAAUGGACAUCUCAAUGGAACCGAGGUCUCUAACUUGCUGCUCGAAAGUUCUGAAGCCAUUGAGGCCUACACUCGAGGCAUCGUGGAAUAUGUCUCAUUUUCAAACUGGCCUCGGGCACUCGAAUACUUCAAGUCUUCUCUGAGAGCAGCUCAUCCCACUACUGGAACCGCUUCCCAGAACACUGUUACACCCGAGGACGACAAGAGUGCACUUGUUACCCUUCGCUUGGUAUCAUAUUUCUGGGUUGACAGUCGCAAGUUGAGUAUUGUCAUCCAGGAGCUCUGUGGUAGCUUCUUGCACCUUCGCAAGACCUUUCAAUCUACCGUGGCAGUAGUGUUGCCCUCCUUGAUUACGAGGUGGCUUGAACGAAACCCGGAAGAAUUUGUCAAGCUACAUACCAUGCAUAAACGGCUGGACGGUGGUGCAGAAACUCUCUUCGACAUGUCGAAUACUUUGUUUGAUGGUGGAAAACGAAAGUCUCUGGUUUUCCCUUUCCAGACGUCUCUACUAUUCCUCCUUCCUGACGUCUUUGAGGUUGCAAGUAAUAUGCGGGAUAUCAAGAGCAAUAGUAUUUCGAAGAAAGUGUCAUUCCUGGAAAUGCUGAGGAAGUCCUUGAGAAACAGAAACGAGACAGCCAUCUACUGCUUGACCUCCCUUCUGAGAGUCGCCAGACAUUUCAAACUUGACAGUGAUGCCGCACUCCUCAGCUACGCGUUAGACGUCCAGGAGGAAGUUCGAGAAGCGGUUUUCCGCAAACAUACCGUGGGAAUGGAGAAUGGAGCCAUUGACGGCGGCUUGAUGACGGCGGCAUUUGUCAGUCUGGCCCAUCUUAAUUUCGAAACUACGGUGGAUAAUCUGGCCUCAUUCUGUCUUGCACCGAAUUCCCCCCAGGACUUCAAGAUUGCCGUUAUAUCCGCAUGCUCCCACUUUGCCAGGCAAUCAAAGUCCGAAGAUUAUCAGCCACUGUUUGCCAGAGUGGCUGACUUCGUUCGAUCACAAUUAAAGGGGAAACCUUCAAAGACAGGAGAAUCAUCUGACGAGCAAUAUACUGUUCUCAAACCUGUAGAAGUCCCUCCAUCUCCAGACAUGAUAUACAGCAUCCUGGUCUUCCUGGAUGCAUCUCCUCUCACAAUAUUCACCGGUGCACAAGAAAUGAAUCCCGGGUUGAUUCAAUAUUUCGACGCUGUAGUCGCAUCCUUCAUGGGCUUUUUGGUCACGGAUGAUGAACGUAUUAGGUAUCUAACGAAUAGAGUCGCAUGCAAGCUUCUGAACCAUGGGUCCGUCGCCCUGUGGCGCAGAAGUCAAACCCUUGGGCCUCAGACCUUGAAGAAUGGCUUCUGGAAAUCAACGUCCAUUAUACUAACUACUGUAUCCGAAAAGCUCCUCGAUGUUAGUGAUGACGAGACAGUUACUCUCAACUUUAUUCAUGAUUACUUAAAGUCACGCACGACGCUCCUGAAGACUAUUGAGGAACUGGCAGAGUUUGAUGAGGAAGUCCCUGAACGGGCAGUCGCAUCUACAAAGCUAGAGACUGCGUUUCUUGUAAGCCUCUGCUCGACUGAUAUAUCAACGUGCAAGCUCGUCACCAAGUGUAUAUCUCUGUUCUGUGAAGAAACAGUCCUUAUUGAAAGGGCAGCUGGCUCGGAAAAGUUAUUGAUGUCGACACUCCGAAACGGGGAUGUCUAUUCUGAGAUCUCUGCAAGAGAAUUUCGGUUCACUGGAUUGGUAGCUUUUCAAAAGCGCGUUCGAGGCCUUUUGAGACGGAUGCAACACCCAACGGCAGGAAUUCUGACCGCCUGGGAAAUCGUCUUUGAUAAGUGGCUCAAAUUGUCAAAGCAGAUUUUCUCACGCCCAACGGAAAUGCUCGAAGAAAAUUCCUUGGUUCAAUGGCGUAACUAUUCUGGCUUCCUUGCUUCCCUCGGUGGUACCUGCAUAUCUAGUCAGGCUCUUGCGCCCGAGGAGUCAGGGCUAGCCGGGCUCAGAUGGAUCGAUAGGGUUUCGCCGGAAGGUUUCGAUGAUACUCUUUUGAGUAGAUAUUUGAAACAAAGCAUUCAGUUAUUGGCCAGCAAUAAUGUCAGGAUACGCGAAGCAACAAGAGAAACUCUCUCCACGGAGCUUUCCUCGUCACUAUAUUUGCCCUUGUUCGAAACGCUUGAAUCAGAACUUGGAGUAUUGUUCGACAGUCCGCGAACGAAUUCAUCACUAUCUAUAGAGACUCGUAUCAUAUUUGCCGAACAGGCCGCAGCACUGUUAAAGAGUAUCGUGGAAAGACUUGGGGGGCCAACGGAAAUCGGUGCCGCAUUGUCUAUUGACAUUGGGGUGUUGACCUUGAAUUUCGCCAGGUUUUUGGAUGAUUUAGCUGACGGACCGAGCAUAUUGCGAGUCAAGAUCAAGAUUUGUCAGUUGUGCGAAACAGUCACACAAAAGAAGAACCUGUUGAAUCUCCGGCAUGAUGUUCGCAUUCGGAACCAACUGUUAGAGAUCAUAUUUUCUUGGGUUGCUCGUCCGGGUUCCCCAAAGGUUGACACAGUACUUUCAAUAGGCGGGCGUGUUGAUGAGCUCCUGCGGCUCCAAAGAGACCUGGAUAAAGCGUGCCUCAAAGCUCUCGCAGAUCUAACGUAUCGGCUACCACUACAACCUGCUGAAGGCCAGACUGAUGCCGAUACGAGCGAUCUCAAAUCCCAGAUGUUCCACACAUAUUUUAACAGAUUCCUCUCUUUGCUUAAUUAUGAGAGCACAGAAAUUAGCAGGAAUGAGAUGCGAAUAGCCCCGACUGGAAACGAAGAGGCAAUGACCACCCCCGAACUUGCUAUCACUGCCCUAUCAAAUCUUUUGAGCGCCAACAUUGAUGUAGGUCUCAAGCACUCAUUAGGAAUUGGGUAUCAUGAAGACCUUGAUAUACGGACUGCUUUUGUGAAAGUCCUGUGCAACAUUUUGAUCCAGGGAACAGAGUUCAACAACCUUUCAGACGCUGCAGUGAAUGAAAAAUAUAAUGAGCUCCUCGAGCUCCUUAUCGAUGAUAUGGAUUUAACCAUUGCCCUCUGCGAUGCAUGCCCAAGUACCGAAGUGGACGAAAUGACAAUAUCUUUGCUCAAUAUAUUUGAUUCCAGAGGACUUGGGUUUGCAUUACUCGAGGCUCUUAUCGAGCAUGAAGUCGAUGAAACCGAAAAUGAAGCUGAACUUCUGCGGAGAAAUUGUGUGGCUACCAAGAUGCUAUCAGUCUAUGCCAAAUGGAAGGGGGCGGCGUAUCUUAAAACAACGCUGCAAACUGUACUGGAACGCCUUGUAUUGACUUCGAAAGAUCUCGAUCUCGAACUCGAUCCUGCACGCACCUCCGCCGAGGAACUUCAGAAAAAUGCACUUCAACUUCGAGUUGUCACAAAAGUCUUUAUUGACGAUAUCUGUAAUUCUGCCUCACAUAUACCCGUCUCAUUUAGGAAGAUUUGCUAUAUCAUCUCUUCUGCUGUGAUGAAGCGUUUUCCGGAAGCCAAGUUCACUGCUGUGGGGUCGUUCAUAUUUCUACGUUUCUUUUGCCCGGCUAUCGUGGCUCCAGACUCAGAAGGCUUGAUAUCUUCAGCUCCCUCCAAGGAGAUGCGGCGCGGCCUCCUGCUUAUAGCGAAGGUUGUCCAAAACCUAGCUAAUAAUGUGCUUUUCGGGGCAAAGGAACCAUACAUGUUUCCUCUUAACGAUUUUCUUACUCAGAACAUAUACUAUGUUACAACGUUUUUGAGGGAGAUUUCUGCACCGCCGAAUGUCCCCGAUCCUGUUGUCGAGACCGAAUGUUUUGAUUUUGGUUCAUGUGUUGCAUUGCAUCGUUUCUUGUACGACCACUGCGACCAUGUUCGACAAAAGCUUGUUCUACGGGAAAGGAAAGGCUCGCUACGCUCGCCCCUCGAAAUCAGCAAAGGAGAGAUACCAAUUCUAGAAGCUCUUCGCAAGCUCAUCAGUAAUCUAGGCCCGCCUCCAAUGGAUGUGUCUUGGAAUCGUCCUGCCAUUUCGUCAAAUAGCCCACCAUCAUAUUCAAGGUUCCAACAUUUUAUGCUCCGGAAUGCGGGUAGAAACACCGAGUCUCUUGUUUCCACACGUGCUGUGUACGACGGAGGUGAAAGCAAGGAUGGAUUGCCAAUGAUCUGCAUCAUACUCCGUAACAUCGAUAUCGAAACGGCGGAUUACGAUCUUCUUUUAUUCGGCUAUUUGAAGAUUGCAAGCCGUAUGUGGCACCGACCAUUUGGCAUAUUGAUUGAUGCAACGUGUUACGUCGGACAAAAUGAACCCCAGGAUGCUGUGUUCCGCAAAUUAGAUCUUCUCACUCCUACCGAAUUGUCAAAACAGCUGUCGCGGGUAUACGUAUAUAAUAUGAACAGUGCUUUUAGGAAAUACUUCCGACGUGUAUUGCGGCUAUCUGCGAAAAGUGAAAACAGUGCAUUCCAUCCAAAAAAUGUGGACUACCACUUGAUUGGUAACUUGCAAGAUCUUCAGGCCCAUUUUCAUCUUAGCCAAUUACACCUACCCAAGGAGACAAUCAGUGUCGUUACAGAUACGAGGUAUCAAUUCCAACCGAUCAUCCGACUCUCUAAGACCAAAGGAAAGAUAGAGGUCAUAAUCAAAGUUGGGAGUCAAUUCGUGCAAAUCACAACAAUGAAGAAGCAAGAGGUCGUGCCUGGCUUGAGGCUGCAUGCCACAGUCAAUGAUAUCUUCCGCCUCUCCGAGGUCGAUGAAGCGCCCACGUCUAUACAGACGGAGGAUGAUUCGGCAUUUGGUCUACGCACAGAGAGUGGGAAGAUUGUGAUGUACUUUACGAGCCCAAGGAAGCCCGAUGUCCUUCAAGCCAUCCGUAGCGCGAAGGCUAAGUAUGGCAAAGAGCUAAGGACCCUUAAGUCUUUCGAGAGACUUGUCCGGCCACAAGACGUUCCUGGAACGCUUCUCAACAUUGCUCUGACCAAUAUGGCAAGCUCUGACCAGGUUCUACGACUCGCUUCAUACAACCUGUUGUGUGCGCUCUGUCGUGCAUUUAAGUUCGCCGCAGACUCGAAGUUUAUGAGCGCGAAAGAAUUGUGUGUUCCAUUAAAUCCGUCAAGUUUCAUCGUUGACAUAAGUCAACAACUUGCUCAAUCUGAGCCACAACUCACAGCGGAUUUCCUGAAUGAGUUUUUUGUGGGGUGGGAGAGUUUCCCAUACUCACAGCGACCAUUGAGUCUCGCAUACAUGGCACCGUGGCUGCCAAGUCUGAGAACGACGCUCAUCACAACCGAAUCAGACAGUGACAAAGGAAGAGAAAAAGUUGCUGUAAUCUUUCGAAAGCUCAUCGAAGUUGCAGUAUCUGAUGUUGGUCUAAGUACGACUCUCGAGCAAUGUAUCUGGCCAGUGAUUCGUCGAGAUGAGAUUUUUGUAGACAUCUUCCUGGAAGAAAUAAUCAAGUCUGCAUUGACCUUUGGCGUCGACGACGAACGAACGGAGAUCUUGGGAUCUAUUGUUGCUUCUUUGGGAACCAUCUCCAUCCGCGGAAGGUUACUGUCACGGCUUCGAAAGGCGCUUAAUCGGAGUUCCCUGCGGCCCACAAGGCAGUUGCCCGACAAUACAGUCUGGGGUGAAAUCUGUGUGCUUCUUCGUCUCUGUCUAUCGACGUCUUUUGACAGUGGUGUUCAGUCACAGUUAUUUCUGCCGGAGAUUUUUCAUCUUGUCACCAUGCUCGCAAAUACUGGCCCAUCUGAUGUAAGACUUGCAGUGCAUCGGUUACUUGUCAAUAGUAUUCACGCCAUGUGCACUACGUUUGAAUUAGAAGAAAGCAAGCUUGCGAAGUUGAAGGUCUUACUUCUCUCUCUCUCGGAGCCGCGACAGGAUUCUCUCUUCAGCAUAUCUCCACGAGACGGGAUUCCUCUUCCACCAGUACCAGACACAGGCGUUCCUACCCUGACCGCCACAGAAUCUCUUGCUAUUCUGCUAUCUGAAAUAACCAUAGUUGCGGCCCCAACUGUGGAUUUGUCAAAUGUGUGGCGCUCAAGGUGGAUGAGUCUGGUCGCCAGCACCGCAUUUCAAAGCAAUCCCGCAAUUCAGCCCCGAGCGUUUACCGUGAUGGGAUGCUUAGCACGCGAAGAUGUGGAUGAUGAUCUCCUUUACCAAGUCCUCGUCGCCCUCAGAAACAGCGUUGCUCGUUUUAUGGAGGAUAACGACAGUGAGAUGUUAAUCGCGAUCGUCACAUCUUUGACCAAGAUGAUAAACAAACUUCCAUCAGAUUCGCGUUACGGUUUGCAGCUUUUCUGGCUAGCAAUGUCACUUGUGAGGCUUGUUCCACUGGGGCUGUUCAACUGCACAGCUUUGUUUCUCGAAGCUGUUGUAACAAAUAUCGCUACAUCAGGUGAAUUCAAGGGCGGCCGAAUGGCGUCGGUUUUGCUGCAGGGGAGACUACCUCUGGAAGAUGCAGCUUCACAACUCGAUGAGAUAUACGGCAUACACUUCACCAUCGAGAAUUUCCAUUUUGCAGUCUGUGCUUCCUUGGUUAAGGGUCUCACAGACUCUGUCACCAGGGGGACAGCAAUGCGUGUCUUGUCCAGCUUUCUAGAGACAGCCAGUUCUAGCAUGCCGCAUGGAAUAAAGUUUCCCGAAGAUAUGAGUUGUCUGCCCUACCUCGGGCUUUUAAUGCCUCGAGCAACGACGCCUGAAGAGGCCAAGGAUAGACUUUGGCUUGCUUCAGGCACGGAGGCAACUGAUUAUGAUCCAUCUACCGAGGUUUUGGACAUGAUAGACAUUGGCUUGAUAAAGGAUAAAGAGCUUCUUCUGAACGUGGCUAUCGGAAUUGUCGACUUUCGAUAUCUUGAAGACGUAGUGCAGAACCGGAAUUUACUCUGGCUCAACAGGAUUGCCACAAGGCGGCCUACAGUCAUUCUGCACCUCUGUGGGCCAGUCAUUACGAUCCUUGAUGAUGUUCUCAUCUCUUGUCAAAAUACAGCCACUCUCGAGUCCGCUCAUCAGCUAUUGCGGACAUUGACAUCGAAUCCAAAAUUUUCUGGCGGUGUAGACACCGCGGAGAUGUUGGAGGAUGUCCUUGAUGGCAUUGGAUUUAGUGGCUUAUGGCGCUCGUCGACGUUCCAUGUCUCAAAUGAGCAUAGACGACAAUGCACGACGUUGACUGAUCGGCUUAUUGAGCUUAUCAUUGCGUGAAGAAGUGAGGGAUAAGCUGUUGACGACAAUUUCAAUCCUUUAUGAUUUACGAAUGGCCAUUGAUGAAGUGUGUGACGGAAGCCUGUCUUACCGUUUUAGAUACAUUUCACGAUAGAAUAUACCCUUUUCAUAGAUCGACUUAUCUAGGUUUAUAUUUAUGGCCUUAUAUCCUUCUUCAAACUUGGGAAAUGUAGAUAUCUCUGUGAUACCGUACAUUACCCACCUACAGUACAAGUACCUAGAGGAGAGAGGAGAUAAGUUAGAGUAAAGCAUCCUAUCCUUAGAUUAAAAUUAAGUAUUGGUCAACAAGG